GGUUCGGUUGCAACAACGACAACAACGGGUCAGGGGGGACAACAAGUUUUGGCGGUUAAAAGCGAUGAAUUCGUUGUGUUUGUGUUGUCGACGCCACCACGGCCUGUCUGCAUUGUCUACAACGUCAUUGCUCCGUUGCGCCCCGCCGGUUUCGCGCCUCCGUAUCCACCCGACGAACACGUCUCGUCGACGUCCCGGUCAUUUACUGUACGACAUUUCCGUGGAGUUUAUUUCCAGGACUCGAGCAAACAUGGCCGUCAACGAAUACGGCAGCCGACCGUACACGGUGUUCGUCGAGGGGAACGUGGGCAGUGGGAAAACAACGUUUUUGGAACAGUUCGCAGACUGCCCGAACGUGUACCUCGCCAAGGAACCGGUGCACAAGUGGCAGGACGUGCGCGGCCAUAACUUUUUGGGCCUGAUGUACGAGGACCCGAAACGGUGGAGCUUCGCGUUCCAGUCGAUCGUGCAGAGGACCAUGUUGGAACUGCACCAGACCAGGCCGAAACUACCCGGUCAGAACAUCAAGAUAAUGGAACGGUCCAUCUACAGCGCCCGAAAUAUAUUUGUUGAAAACUUAUACAAAGAUAAUCUUAUGGCUGCUCCUGAAUAUUCUGUGCUGGAUGCAUGGUAUAAUUGGCUAAUAGAAAAUGUUCAAAUUGAAUCAGACCUCAUAAUUUAUUUGAGGACUGAUCCAGAAAUAGCUUACCAAAGAAUCAAAACCAGGAAUAGGUCUGAAGAAAAAAAUAUUUCAUUGGAAUACAUACAACAUUUACAUGAAUUGCAUGACAAGUGGUUAAAUGUACACAUUACUGACGUACCAAAGAAUAUACCU
Acyrthosiphon pisum (pea aphid) is the source of this 835-nucleotide messenger RNA. Its product is annotated as deoxynucleoside kinase. The record is from RefSeq and is a predicted model, not a curated record. NCBI's taxonomy places the organism in Eukaryota, Metazoa, Arthropoda, Insecta, Hemiptera, Aphididae. Gene Ontology annotation, molecular function: deoxynucleoside kinase activity. Gene Ontology annotation, cellular component: cytoplasm; mitochondrion.